This is a messenger RNA of Raphanus sativus (radish), 841 nucleotides long. RefSeq lists its product as uncharacterized. The coding region runs from base 243 to 599 and encodes 118 amino acids. NCBI's taxonomy places the organism in Eukaryota, Viridiplantae, Streptophyta, Magnoliopsida, Brassicales, Brassicaceae. The transcript is spliced from 4 exons. The record is from RefSeq and is a predicted model, not a curated record.
AAUGACGUGACCGGUAAAAAAGUAACUAUAAAAACUGGAUACGGCUAAGAGGCCUGUUUCAGUUUAGGAGUCAAAACAGAAUAGACGCGACUCUUGACGAUCCUCCUCCGGCACUUCUCCCGCCGUGAAACUCUUUUCAACUAUCAGUCUUCUCCGUAUUAUCCCCGGCGGUAGAGUUUGUGCUCGCGUUGCUAGCUCGUUCGAAGCAACUUUCAGUUUACCCUCUACCAAACGUUUCGAGAAUGGGCUGCAUCGGAUCUUCUCAGGCCAGAAACGAAGACGGAGCAAGACGCAAGAAAAUCAAGAAACCUAAACCGUGGGCGCAUACCGAGCCAAUCACAAGAGCACAGCUUACGAACAUGCGUGAGGAGUUUUGGGACACUUCUCCACACUAUGGUGGUCAAAGAGAGAUUUGGGAUGCGCUUCGAGCUGCUGCUGAAGCUGAACUGAUACUAGCGCAGACAAUUAUUGACAGUGCAGGCAUCAUUGUUCAAAACUGUGAUCUAACAUUGUGUUGGGAUGAAAGAGGUGCUAGAUACGAGCUUCCUAGGUAUGUUCUAAGUGAGCCCACCAAUCUGAUCCCGGAGCAGGGACAGUGACCUCUAUGAACGUUGACACAAUGACACAGAGACCCAAGCUUAGUAAGUAGUAUCAGUAUAAGAAGCAAUACAAGACUAGAUAUAAUCUGAAGCAAGUCACGCCUUUGUUUUGGGUCAAUCUGAAGCAAGUCACGCCUUUUUUUACCUUUUUACUAUAUGUACAGCCAGGAUUUCUUCUGAAUCUUUUUGGGUCAAAAUGAUCUAUUGAAACAUUACUAUUGAGACAGCUUAUACGCACUUUU